Clarias gariepinus (North African catfish) is the source of this 1979-nucleotide messenger RNA. RefSeq names its product tRNA 5-methylaminomethyl-2-thiouridylate methyltransferase (gene trmu). Gene Ontology annotation, molecular function: sulfurtransferase activity. Gene Ontology annotation, cellular component: mitochondrion. The transcript is spliced from 11 exons. Gene Ontology annotation, biological process: tRNA wobble position uridine thiolation. Lineage: Eukaryota; Metazoa; Chordata; Actinopteri; Siluriformes; Clariidae. The record is from RefSeq and is a predicted model, not a curated record. The coding region runs from base 198 to 1328 and encodes 376 amino acids.
CUUCAUGCAUCUUUGUAAUCUUUAACAUUGCAACAGCAUCGCUUUUUCACUCCAUACCCAAGAACAUUAAACCUGUGGACAAUCAAACUUCUUGUCUUCAGUUUUGUGUGAGGGAGAGGAGUUUAUCUGACUGUCAAUACGAACACCAAGGCUUUGUUGAGGACAGUACACUCGGUUACCAGGUUACAGGAGUUUUCAUGAAGAACUGGGACUCUCUGGAUGAGAGUGGAGUGUGUACCUCAGAGAGAGACUGUGCAGAUGCCUAUAAAGUCUGCCGAAUGCUGGACAUGCCCUUCCAUCAGGUCUCCUAUGUCAAAGAGUACUGGCAUGAAGUGUUUAGUAAUCUUCUUGGUGAGUACCAGAAAGGCAGGACACCAAAUCCAGACAUAAUUUGCAACAAACAUAUCAAAUUCAAGCACUUUUAUCAAUACGCGGUCAAUGUUCUAGGUGCUGAUGCCAUGGCAACCGGUCACUAUGCAAGAACGUCUCAGGAAAAUGAGGAGGUUUUUCAGCAGACAAGCAAACCAGCUCUGGAGUUUCUCUUUAGAGAUCGUUUGGAGAUCAGAAAUCCUGUUAGGUUGUACCAAGGUGCUGAUCGCUUUAAAGACCAAACAUUCUUCCUAAGCCAAAUCUCCCAGGAUGCCUUGCGGCGGACCAUUUUCCCACUGGCUGGACUCACGAAGGAAUUUGUUAAGAAAAUGGCAGCUGAGGCAGGGUUCCAUCACAUACUUAAGAAGAAAGAGAGCAUGGGGAUCUGUUUCAUUGGCGAGCGACAUUUUGAGGAUUUUAUCCUCCAGUAUUUAGAGCCUAAACCUGGACAUUUUGUCUCCAUUGAAGAUGGGAAGAUAAUGGGGAAGCAUAAAGGUUGGUUCACGUUUACUUUGGGACAAAGAGCUCGAAUAGGAGGCCAAAAAGAUCCUUGGUUUGUGGUGGAUAAAGACAUCACUACUAGUGAAAUCUUUAUUGGUCCUACUACCAACCAUCCUGCACUGUUACGAGACACACUACAGACAAAUCGCUUCCACUGGAUUAGUGGAGAGCCUCCUGCUGAACUGGUGCACACACAGAUGAUGGACUGCCACUUCAGGUUUAUCCACCAGAUGCCUUUAACUCCCUGCUAUGUAACUCUGAAUCUGGAUGGAUCAGUCUGGAUAACAACAAAGCAGCCACUGAGAGCUAUGACCCCUGGACAGUUUGCCGUGUUAUAUAAGGGUGAUGAGUGUCUGGGCAGCGGGAAGAUUAUUCGACUGGGUCCUAGUGAACACACACUCCAGAAGGCCACAGUCAGCAGGCACCAGAGUCCGUCAGCUGAGAUGAGCCCCCCUUGAACCAGCACACGGACUCCCUUAAUGUUCACAUGCUACCUCUAAGUGAAUUCUCACCUGUGUCUGAAGAGGAGCACAAAAAUGUUUGUGGGGAAAAUUGCAAAGACUUUUUUAAUGCUUAAUUAUGAUGGAAUCUACCCAGAAUUCUACAUGCUGCAGUGUGCUAUGUGAUUACAUUUAUGUACUGCUUAUCAUAUAUUCAUAUUAAAUUAAAUUAUGUUAAUUAAAUGAAAGAAAUGGGAACAAUGUUUUACUGUGACAGGCUGCCAAAAGAUAGCGUUUAAAAAUUGGUUGUUUAUGUAGCAGCAGCAACAUAAUUUACUCUUUCGUCUGUUCCAAACACUCAGCAUUUAGUAUCACCAUCUGUCAUCUGCACCUGUUUCUCAUUGGUCCGUGCCUUAAGUUAGCUGUUUUUAUGCUUGAAUUAUUCAUAGGUAACUGUGUGGCUUAACAAACAAACAAAAAGUCCUAUAAAACCGGUCAAGUACAAGGCUCCAUUAAAAAUACAAAAGGUGAAUCAUUUUUCCUUUAGGCUUUUAUAGUUGUCUGCAUUCAUUUGUCAUAUAAUUUGCUAAAAUAAUACAAAAAGCUUUCUGUUCUUUUAUGUCUUUAUUGAACUCAGCAUUCAAAAUGGUAGUGGAAAAAGUAAGUGAA